Molecule: messenger RNA, 591 nt
Organism: Penicillium canariense
Lineage: Eukaryota; Fungi; Ascomycota; Eurotiomycetes; Eurotiales; Aspergillaceae
Product: CCDC12/cwf18 family protein
Exons: 1
Coding region: 1-591 (196 amino acids)
Cellular component (GO): post-mRNA release spliceosomal complex; U2-type spliceosomal complex
Source: RefSeq, a predicted model, not a curated record
AUGUCGUCGAGCCACGCCUCGCUGGAUGCGGCCUCCAACGACCGCAAAGCCCGCCUGGCCAAGCUCGCCGCGCUUAAACGCAAGCAACCCGAGCCGGAGGACUCGACAGAUACCGGUGCCGGUGGCGAUGCAAAAGACAACUCUAGCCCCGAUGUGACAACGACGUUCCUCUCCGGCCGCAAUUACGACGCCGAGACCCGCGGACCGAAAUUGGGCUUCGAGCAAGGUCCGCAAGAGGGGAAAGUGACGGUGGAAACCCAGGCCGCCGAGAUCGCGGAGGCUGUGAAGGAACAAGCUCAGAAAGACGAGGAUGCCGACCAGCCCAUCGACCUGUUCAAGCUGCAGCCGAAGAAGCCCAAUUGGGAUCUGCGGCGGGAUCUGGACGAGAAGCUGACUACUCUCAACGUGCGGACGGAGAAUGCUAUCGCCCGCCUGGUACGACAGCGAAUAGAGACUGCACAGCGCGUGGCGAAGGAACGGGGCGCAACUUCGAAUGGCGACGGAGGGGAGGAAGUGGGCAUCGAAGGUGAUGCUCUGGUGGAGGGAAUCCAUAUCCGGGAGCAGGAAGACAACGACGAGGAUACGAUUUGA